UCAAUUCCGUUCCCUAGACAAACGGGGCCUAACCGAAGAGCACUGCAUCGGUUACUUACUGAUAAACUAGGGUUUUUCUCUCAUCUUCAGCCCAACCUGCGUUUUCCAAAUCGCAGACAGAAAUCUCUUCGUUCCCAUCAAUGGUUGGAACCCUUGAAAUCGGAGCUGUACCUUUCAAUCCAGAUGGAUGGGGUCCACCUGACGCCGCCGCCAGCAAUCUCCCGGUGAAUGUACCCUACGCCCCAUUCUCUCGCUCAGACAAACUUGGUCGAAUUGCUGACUGGACCCGCAACUUCAACAACCCUACACGACCCAAGAACCCGGCUGACGCCGUAUUCGACUUCACCAUCGACGAUUCCUUCCCCGCCUCUGCCGACGAUGAUUCCUCCUUCCGCCUCGUCGACGGAAAGCCCCCUCCGCGACCCAAGUUUGGUCCCAGAUGGCGGUUCCAGCAGCAACGGCAGCUUCCUCAACGACGUGACGAGGAGGUGGAGGCCCGAAAACGUGAGGCUGAGAAGGAGAGGGCACGCCGCGACCGUCUCUACCAUCUCAAUAGAUCCAACGCGAAUAACACGCGUCGUGAAGCCGCGGUCUUCAAAUCCUCUGUGGAUAUCCAGCCCGAGUGGAACAUGCUGGACCAGAUACCAUUUUCAACCUUUUCAAAGCUGUCAUUCGCUGUUCCUGAACCCGAAGACCUUCUUCUUUGUGGUGGGCUUGAAUACUAUGACAGGUCGUAUGAUAGAAUUACUCCCAAGAACGAACGUCGGCUCGAGAGGUUUAAGAAUAGGAACUUUUUCAAAGUUACUACAACUGAUGACCCAGUGAUCCGAAGGCUUGCUAACGAAGACAAAGCGACAGUUUUCGCCACUGAUACUAUUCUUUCAACGCUCAUGUGCGCACCCAGGUCUGUUUACUCAUGGGAUAUUGUUGUUCAGCGAGUUGGGAACAAGUUGUUUUUUGAUAAGAGGGAUGGGUCGCAGUUGGAUUUGCUGUCCGUCCACGAGACCUCGCAGGAGCCAUUACCUGAGGCUAAGGAUGAUAUUAACUCAGCCCAUUCAUUGAGCGUUGAGGCUGCGUAUAUUAACCAGAAUUUUUCGCAACAAGUUUUAAUCAGAGAUGGGAGUAAGGUGACUUUUGAUGAGCCUAAUCCUUUUGCAAAUGAGGGUGAGGAGGUUGCUUCUGUGGCUUACAGGUAUAGGAGGUGGAAGCUCGAUGAUGACAUGCAUCUUAUUGCGAGGUGUGAAGUUCAGAGUGUUGUUGAUAUGAACAAUCAGAGGUCCUUCCUCACUUUGAAUGCAUUGAAUGAAUUUGAUCCCAAUUCUGGUGUUGAAUGGAGACAGAAGUUGGAGACACAAAGGGGUGCAGUCUUGGCUACAGAGCUGAAGAAUAACGCAAAUAAGUUGGCUAAAUGGACUGCCCAAGCUCUGUUGGCAAGUGCAGAUAUGAUGAAGCUGGGUUACGUUUCAAGGGUUCAUCCUCGUGAUCAUUUUAAUCAUGUGAUCUUGGCUGUAAAUGGUUAUAAACCCAGAGAUUUUGCCACUCAAAUUAAUUUGAACACAUCUAAUAUGUGGGGAAUUGUGAAGUCGAUUGUGGACUUGUGCAUGAAAUUGAAUGAGGGGAAGUAUGUUUUAGUGAAGGAUCCAUCUAAGCCCCAGGUUAGGAUCUAUGAGGUUCCAGCUGAUGCAUUUGAGAAUGACUAUGUGGAGGAGCCACUGCCUGAGGAGGAACAAGUUCAACCUCCAACAGAGGGUGGUGAUGGUGGGGAGGCAACUGCCACAGCUAAUGAUGUGGAAGAUAAGCAGAUUGAUGAUCAAGCUUAAAUGGAGAUAGCAGGUCCAGAAUUUUUUUUAGAUUCUGGACAUUCACUUGAAAGCAGAUUAGCUUGCCCUUCCCCAGAUUCGUUGCACGGCAGCUUCGCUUGGACCAAAUUUUUGCAAAAGCCUUGGCUUGACUUUGAGUUUUUUGUUAUUUUUUAAAAUUAAUUUUAGGGAUGUUACAACUAUUUAUAUGGUUGCUGGGCAUUCAGGAACACGUUUGAGCGGAAUCAUAACGCUUUAGUCGUCCAAACCAAACUAGCAGUCUGCUUUUUCGAUCACAAUGUGUGAUAUGGCUGAUUGGUUGUCCUAAUGCACUCUGUCCAGGAUAUGUUGUCAAGAUAACCCCGCUAUUUUACGUA
This is a messenger RNA of Prosopis cineraria, 2176 nucleotides long. RefSeq names its product eukaryotic translation initiation factor 3 subunit D-like. Gene Ontology annotation, cellular component: eukaryotic translation initiation factor 3 complex; cytoplasm. The record is from RefSeq and is a predicted model, not a curated record. Gene Ontology annotation, biological process: translational initiation. Lineage: Eukaryota; Viridiplantae; Streptophyta; Magnoliopsida; Fabales; Fabaceae. Gene Ontology annotation, molecular function: translation initiation factor activity.